Molecule: messenger RNA, 732 nt
Organism: Symbiodinium necroappetens
Lineage: Eukaryota; Dinophyceae; Suessiales; Symbiodiniaceae
Source: the annotation of a GenBank genome assembly
AUGAUGUUCACGGCCGCUCCGACUAUGCGUCUGGGAAACAAGGGCUUUUCCGCGAGCCCGGCCUCGACGAGGGCAGGCAGCAGCUCUCCACCUGUUCCAACGGCAUUCUUCGCGCCGUAUCCGCACACUGUGCCUGCCACGCGCCACAGCUACCCGGAUGAGAGUUCGCCCGGCUCUUCGGAGUCCUUGGUCAGUAUAGCAGGCGACGACAUGCUCGCCACUCGGCCUUUGAAUCCCAGUCGAAUCAGCCCACCCCCUGGACUGGAGCACCUGGGCUCCCCAGUCCUCUCAGAAGCCGAAGCUCGCCCGUGUCUUGAACCUUUCUUCCUCAGCCCACCGGCUUAUCGGCCACAGGUUGCCGAGCUGCCGAGAACCCCACCACCCCCAACCACGCAGCCACGGUUGUGGCGGGCGGUUCCGCCGCCACCUUCAGCCCCAGCGCCGGAGAUCCUGUCACAGGAGGCCUUUGCAACUCCUCCACCGCGUGAGGAACCUUGCCUGCGCCUUGCACUCUCCAGCUACCUGCAUGAGAAGACUGGAGUUCAAGCUGCGCACCAUGAAGACUGCAAGCCCUGCGCGUUCUUCCACACCAAAGGAUGCCGGAGUGGGAGCAGCUGCGCCUUCUGCCACAUCUGCCCGCCAGGGGAGAAGAAGCGACGACAGAAGAUCCGGCGAGCAGCCAUGAACCGAAGCUUUACGACUGCAGAGAGCGAGCCAACUUACGGCUGGUGA